AUGGCGGGCAGCCCCGAGGCCAGCAGCUCGUCCGACAGCGACAGCGACGUAGUCGUGGUGGUGGGGAAGCCGAAGAGGGGUCUGCCGAGUUUGCCCGUCGACACGCCGUCGUCGGUGGUCGCGACGACGCAGGAGGACCGCGACGGAGCCUCCGUGGAGCCGUCGAGCUCGCGCGAGAGCUCCAGUGAUGGGAGCGGCAGCGAGAGCCUAGGCUCGGAGGACACAGAAGAAGACUCGGAGGGGUACGAGGACGCAGAGGCGAACCGCGCGCGGCGCGAGGCGAACAUCCGCGCGAUGCUUGACGACGACAUCCAGGUGGAGCGCAAGUCGAUCAUGCCAAAGCUGUUGACGAUCGCCGAGGGCGAGCGCAUCCUGCGGUCGCCGUUCGUCAACCCGCAGACGGGCUCCGCGACCAUGUCGAAGUCCCUCAAGGCGCGCCUGCACGUCUCGAAGCUCUUCGUCCCCUGGGGCAGCAAAUCGAAGUUCGCCGUCCCCGCACCCGUCAACGCCAGCACCUCCUCCGGAUCGGACGAAGCCAUCAAGAAGGCCGAGCCCGCCGAGGACGUCGACGUCAACCCGCUGCGCCUCUGGGCGCCCCCCGAGGGCGUCCCCGGCAACACGGCGGACGUCGACCCCAUGCUAACCAAGUGGCUCCGGCCGCACCAGCGCGAGGGCGUGUCCUUCAUGUUCGAGUGCGUCACGGGCAUCAAGGGCUACGGCGGGCAGGGCCUCAUCCUCGCGGACGACAUGGGCCUCGGAAAGACCCUGAUGGGUAUAAGCCUGACGUGGUCGCUGAUGAACAACGGCCACGAGCUGCUCGGCGGCGACCCGAUCGCGAAGCGCGCGGUGAUCGUGUGUCCGACGUCGCUCGUGAGCAACUGGGCCAGCGAGUUCGUCAAGUGGCUGCAGGGCCGCUGCAAGACGCUGCCGCUGGAGGACGCCAGCGCGGACGAGGUCGCGUCCUCGAUCGAGCAGUUCCUGCACCCGCGCCGGCCCUACCACGUCAUGAUCGUCUCCUACGAGACCUUCCGCAAGCACGCGCACCGCUUCGAGCGCCCCGGCACCUGCGACCUCCUCAUCUGCGACGAGGCGCACCGCCUCAAGAACCCCGGGACGCAGACGAACCGCGCGCUCAGCGCGAUGGACUGCAAGCGCCGCGUGAUGCUCACGGGCACGCCCAUCCAGAACCACCUCGACGAGUUCUACGCCAUGGUGUCGUUCGCCAACCCGGGCGUGCUGGGGGACCCGGGGGAGUUCCGGUCGCGGUAUGAGGCGCCGAUUCUGGCUGGGCGGGAGCCCGGGGCGCCGGACGACGUGGCGGAGCUGGGCCGGAAGCGCACGGAGGAGCUGUCGGCGCUGGUGAACCAGUUCAUUCUACGCCGCACCAACGCGCUGCUGUCCGAGCAUCUGCCGCCCAAGGUCAUCCAGGUGGUGUGCUGCAAGCUCACCGCCAUGCAGGAGCUCCUGUACGACCACUUCCUGCAGUCCAAGGCUGCGAAGCAGCUCCUGGCGCAGAGCCGCGCGGCGGCGGCGGGCGCGGACGUCCCGAAGGCGAAGAACGCCGCGGGCGCGCUCCCGGCGAUCGACGGCCUCAAGAAGCUGUGCAACCACCCGAAGCUGAUCUUCGACGGCAUCGUGUCGGGCAAGGGGCGCGGGCAGGACGCGACGGUGGGGUUCGACGGCGCGGAGGUGUACUUCCAGGGGUGCAAGUACGGCGACGGGCGCGCCGGGGGCCGCGGGAUGGAGGAGGGGUGGGAGGCCGACAGCGGGAAGAUGGCGGUGCUGGCGCGCAUGCUGCACGCGCUGUGGACGCGGACGAAGGACCGGAUCGUGAUCGUGUCCAACUACACGAAGACGCUCGACCUCAUCCAGGAGCUGUGUCGCCAGAAAGGAUACCCGCAGGUGCGGCUGGACGGCACGAUGGGCGUCAAGAAGCGUCAGAAGCUAGUCGUGGAAUUCAAUGAUCCGCACAAGCCGCAGUUCGUGUUUCUGCUGUCGAGCAAGGCCGGCGGGUGCGGGCUGAACCUCGUCGGCGCGAACCGCCUGGUCCUGUUCGACCCGGACUGGAACCCCGCGAACGACAAGCAGGCGGCCGCGCGCGUGUGGCGCGACGGGCAGCGCAAGCGCGUGUUCGAGUACCGGUUCCUGUCAGCGGGGACGAUCGAGGAGAAGAUCUUCCAGCGGCAGCUCUCGAAGGAGGGCCUGCAGCAGGUCGUCGGCGGCGGCACCGGCGGCGCGGUCGGCGGCGAGGGCGAGGGCGAGGGCGGCGGCAACGACGCGAACAGGAGUCUGUUCUCGCUCGCGGAGCUGCAGGACAUCUUCACGCGCAAGGAGACGCGGUCCGACACGUACGACUCCGUCGUGUGCGAGACGCGCGCGCGGGCGCCGUCCGACGAAGCGAUCGACGUGGACGCCCCACAGGCGGAGGCCGCCGCGAGCGACGCCGGCGGGGGCGCGGGGACGCCAGCCGAGGUGCUCAAGGAGCAGGACGGCACGCCGACGAUGGAGGACUUGAAGAAGUGGGGCCACCACUCGCGCGUGGCGACGGUGCCGGACGAAGUGAUGCAGGAGGUGGGGGAUGUGUCGUUCGUGUUCACGUGCGAGGUGAGCGGGUGCGAGAUCAAGGAGGCGUGCGGGUUCGCGUCGGGUGGGCAGGCGUCGCGCUUGAAGGCCGCGGCCGGCAGCGGCGUCGGGCGUGGGUCGUUCCGCAAGCCGGCGCGCGUGGGGCCGGGGGCGCUGCAGAGCGUGGCGAACGUCGCGGCGAAGCGGGGCGCGGGCGUCGCCGCGGCGCCGGCGGCCAAGAAGGCGAGGCCUGUGCAGGCGAAGGAUCUGUGGGACAGCGACUGA
This is a messenger RNA of Pedinophyceae sp. YPF-701, 2847 nucleotides long. The record is from the annotation of a GenBank genome assembly. Lineage: Eukaryota; Viridiplantae; Chlorophyta; Pedinophyceae.